AUGGCACCCCAGCAGCGGAUGCAAAUCCCCGGGUAUUACUACGGUACUAUUCACACCCCCCAUGAGGAAAAGGGCAAGUAUUUCAAAAUCGAAAAGAACAGUUCGGCGCCUCAGGGCGCCGCCUGGUCCGCGGCUAACGUCAAGCGCCGCAAGAUCCAGCACCGUGAGGUCGAGGCCGUUGCCGCGCGCCGUGAGCGCCUGAAGCGCCACAUCACCCGCUCAGCCGUCCUCCGGCAUCCGCUCCUCGGCGGUGUUCUCGACGUCGAACACGGGCUUCAGCGUGAGCGGCGGAUGCGCGCUCACGCAGGCGUGCCUGCGGAGGACGUCCCCGCAGUCGCUUGGGCCAAGGGUCUUGUGGAUAAGGGCGAGGUGCCGUUCGUGCCCAGCUUCGCGAGGCAGAGUUUCCCCAACAUUCCGUGCUUCUAUGUUGGUGGGGAUGAUGUCAAAACGGGACUCGGGGUUGCGUAUGCGACUUUGGAUGAGGAGACGUUGAUAGGAUCAUACAUCCCCACCGAUGAGAACGAGAGGUGA
Molecule: messenger RNA, 531 nt
Organism: Colletotrichum higginsianum IMI 349063
Lineage: Eukaryota; Fungi; Ascomycota; Sordariomycetes; Glomerellales; Glomerellaceae
Product: Myocyte-specific enhancer factor 2d
Exons: 3
Coding region: 1-531 (176 amino acids)
Source: RefSeq, a predicted model, not a curated record